This is a messenger RNA of Asparagus officinalis (garden asparagus), 498 nucleotides long. RefSeq names its product gamma carbonic anhydrase 1, mitochondrial-like. Lineage: Eukaryota; Viridiplantae; Streptophyta; Magnoliopsida; Asparagales; Asparagaceae. Bases 1 to 498 code for a protein of 165 amino acids. The transcript has 4 exons. The record is from RefSeq and is a predicted model, not a curated record.
AUGGGAUCAAGGGAUCAGCAGGUGAAGAGCAGCGGAGGAUUCUUCUUCGCGAUCAAGAGCUGGGGCUUUGCGAUGCAGAAAUCGGUCAGGCGCAACUUAGGCCAGACAAAAGUAAUGUUGGAUGCUUUGAUUAAGGACCCUCUUGAGCCAGUUCUCUUGUUCACAAGGCCCCUCGAACCACAGAAAUUAGCUGCUGGGGCUCUGCGAUGCAGAAAUCGGUCAGCGGCAAAGUUCCUCAGGAAUCUCACUGAAGAAGAGAUUGCAUUCAUUUCCCAAUCAGCAGUAAACUAUGUCAAUCUUGCCGAGGUCCAUGCUGCAGAAAAUGCGAAGUCAUUUGACGAGAUCGAGUUUGAGAUGGCGCUUCGCAAGAAGUUUGCUCGCAUAGACGAGGAGUACGAUUCAAUGCUCGGAGUAGUUAGUGAAGUCCCACCAGAGCUCACACUUCCUAAUAACAUUGAAUGUGUAUGUAUAUAUUUUGGGUGUAUGAGUCAUUUUUGA